Sitophilus oryzae (rice weevil) is the source of this 2166-nucleotide messenger RNA. Its product is annotated as probable protein phosphatase 2C 11. The transcript is spliced from 11 exons. The coding region runs from base 147 to 1988 and encodes 613 amino acids. Gene Ontology annotation, biological process: protein dephosphorylation. Gene Ontology annotation, molecular function: protein serine/threonine phosphatase activity; cation binding. The record is from RefSeq and is a predicted model, not a curated record. NCBI's taxonomy places the organism in Eukaryota, Metazoa, Arthropoda, Insecta, Coleoptera, Curculionidae.
CAGCGCCGUUAACGUCAAGGCGGCAAAUACCAUAAUUACUUUUUGGCAGCGAUCAUCAAAUCAUGAGCGUGUGAAGAAAAGAACGCGCCGGUUUUUCUUUUAUUUUUUAGAACUUUUACAAGGAAAAAUCACAAGAAAUUGUCGAAAUGGGUUCAUAUUUAUCCGAACCAAUAACGGAAAAGAUAUCUGUCGAUGAAGAAAAUGAUAAAUUGGCCUAUGGAGCAAGCUCCAUGCAAGGUUGGCGCGAAAGCCAAGAGGAUGGACAUAAUGCUAUUUUAAACUUUGAUGAAAAAAUUUCAUAUUUUGCUGUUUAUGAUGGUCACGGAGGUCAUGAAGUGGCACAGUAUUGUUCCCAGGAACUGCCAAAUUUUAUUAAAAAUACUGAUGCAUAUAAGAGAGGUGAUAUCGAGCAAGCCUUAAUUGAUGGAUUUUUAGGAUUUGAUGCUUCAAUUACAAAACCUGAAAUUAUAAAAAUUUUGAAAGAUAUUGCUACUGAUAGACAUGUUGAAGAAUCAGAUGAAGAAAAUGUUAAUAAUUUAUAUGAAGAAGCUUCUAUGCCUAUUGAAAAAGUAAUAGAAAAGUAUACAAACUUAGUCAAUCCUACAUUGAAAGCUCUUAAAAAGGGAGAAAAAUUACCUAGAUCGCCAGUGAUUACUCCUAAAAGAGAUAAAUCUUUAUCAUCAUUACCUUCUGGAUCAAGCGUUGAUGAUGAACCAGGUGGCUCAAAAGAUGAUAUUAGUAGUGAAGUGAAGGAAGAAGUAAAGAAAGAUACUGAAAAUCAUACUUCAUCUGAAAAUAGUAUAUCUAUUGAUAUAAUGAAUGGUGAAGAUAAAAAAGAUAUCGAAACUUCUAAAGGUGAUGUAUCACCAAAUGGUCCUGUCCCUAAAAUUGUAGUUGAAGAGGUAAAAAGUGAAACACCAAGCAAAGUGGAAGAAUUGGAAGGAACUGUUCAUAAUGGAGAUAUAGAAAAGGGCGAUAAAGAAAACAAAGACACUCCAGAAGGUACUCCUAAUAAGGGAAAAGGGAAAGCGAUAUUAAAAAAAGGAAAAUCUCCUAUAAACACUAGGCCAAAAAGAAGCGCAUCACAAUUGUAUAAAAAGUUGCUAGACUAUCAAGAAGAUAGUGAAGAUGAAAGCGAAGAUGAGGAAGAUAAGACCUUCGUUGAACCUGCUGAAAGUUCCGAUGAUGACGACGAUGUAAAUGUGGCAAUAGAAGAUGGCUCAGAGGGGGAAACCAGUGAAGAAGGUGAAGAAGAAGAGGUAGAGGAGGAGGAGGAGGAUGAAGAACUUGAUGAAGAAUCUGAGCACACUCUAGAAUUUGCCAGAAAUAUGAAAGAAGAGCCAGGGUCCGAUAGUGGAUGUACAGCAGUCGUGGCAAUAGUACACGGAACAGAGUUAUAUGUGGCCAAUGCUGGAGACUCAAGGUGUAUUAUUUGUCGAAACGGCAAUGCCGUUGAAAUGUCCUUUGAUCACAAACCUGAAGACGAACCCGAAAAAACUAGAAUCCUUAAUGCAGGAGGUGAGGUGACCGUCGAAGGAAGAGUGAACGGAGGCCUGAAUUUGAGCAGAGCCAUAGGGGAUCAUGCCUACAAACAGAACAAGGAUUUGAGUGACAAAGAACAGAUGAUUACAGCAUUACCGGAUAUUAAGAAGUUGACAAUAAAUCCUAGCGAGGAUGAAUUCAUGGUGUUGGCAUGUGAUGGAAUAUGGAACUUUAUGUCCAGUCAGGAGGUUGUCGAAUUUGUCAAGCCGCGGUUAGAUGCGAAUCCAGAAAAAAUCUCCAGUGUAUGUGAAGAGAUGUUUGAUCAUUGUUUGGCUCCCGACACUAUGGGCGAUGGAACCGGCUGUGAUAAUAUGACCGCCAUUAUUGUUAAGUUCAAGCCUAACAUGAAGAAGAGAGUGGCGAGCCCGGACCCAGAAAAGAAAGAUUCUGAAACGAAAAGGGCUAAAACCGACAACGCUGCAGAAGAAGGGAAAUCGUCAUCAUGAGUCAAUAAAUUAGGAUAAUAAAUUUGUACAAGAAAUGUUUGUUUUUAUACAAAGGGUUGGCCAAUUUAUAUCUCGAGACUGUGAACAGACCACGUGUAGCCAUCGAAAUAUACGAGUUUAGUUAUAUGUAUGAACAUUUAAGUGCUAAUUCAAGAAUAUAACUUUUUUUACAACUUUA